CUUAUAUAAUCUUGAUUAAUACUUCACCAACCACUGACAUAUUAUUCAAAUCUCACAAAGCGUGGCCUCAAAGAAACACUACCACGACUUUUUUUUCUUAUCCUUCUCUUCACCUCUUUUAAUAACUUCAAUUUCUAUCUUCAAUCUUUUCCUCUUUCGUUUAACAAAACAGAGUAAAACUAAACCGGAUUAAACCGGAAGCAGCCAUGUUCGUCAAGCUCAAGCUCAUCUUCUUCUUCUUCCUACUCUGUCAAAUUAUGAUUUCUUCCUCUCAAAAUCUCAACUUCACCUACAAUGGUUUCCAUCCUCCAUUAACAGAUAUCUCACUCCAAGGUCUCGCAACAGUAACACCCAAUGGUCUCUUGAAGCUUACCAACACAUCGGUACAAAAAACCGGUCACGCCUUCUGUACUGAACGAAUCCGGUUCAAAGAUUCCCAAAACGGCAACGUAUCAUCCUUCUCCACAACCUUCGUCUUCGCGAUACAUUCUCAGAUCCCAACACUAAGCGGCCAUGGAAUCGCCUUCGUUGUAGCUCCAACGCUAGGUCUUCCUUUUGCACUUCCUAGUCAAUACAUCGGUCUCUUCAACAUCUCUAACAAUGGUAACGACACGAAUCACAUCUUUGCCGUCGAAUUCGAUACAAUCCAGAGUAGCGAGUUUGGAGAUCCAAACGAUAAUCACGUCGGAAUCGAUCUCAACGGUUUACGAUCGGCGAAUUACUCGACGGCGGGAUAUAGGGAUGAUCACGAUAAGUUUCAGAAUCUGAGUUUGAUUAGUCGCAAACGGAUCCAAGUUUGGAUCGAUUACGAUAAUCGUAGUCAUCGAAUUGAUGUCACCGUGGCUCCGUUUGAUUCUGAUAAACCUAGAAAACCUCUAGUUUCGUAUGUGAGAGAUCUUUCUUCGAUUCUUCUAGAAGAUAUGUAUGUAGGUUUCUCAUCUGCGACUGGUUCAGUUCUCUCGGAGCAUUUCUUAGUCGGAUGGAGUUUCCGGUUAAACGGAGAAGCUCCGAUGCUCUCGUUAUCGAAACUCCCGAAGCUUCCUCGAUUUGAGCCUAGAAGAAUCUCUGAAUUCUACAAAAUCGGUAUGCCUUUGAUUUCACUAUCUCUGAUCUUCUCUAUCAUCUUCCUCGCUUUCUACAUCGUGAGGAGGAAGAAGAAGUACGAGGAAGAGCUUGAUGAUUGGGAAACAGAGUUUGGGAAGAAUCGAUUCAGAUUCAAGGAGCUCUAUCACGCGACCAAAGGUUUUAAGGAGAAGGAUCUUCUCGGCUCCGGUGGAUUUGGGAGAGUUUACAGAGGCAUUUUACCAACGACGAAGCUUGAAGUCGCUGUGAAGAGAGUCUCACAUGAUUCAAAACAAGGUAUGAAAGAGUUUGUGGCGGAGAUUGUGAGUAUUGGUAGGAUGAGUCACCGGAAUUUAGUUCCUCUCUUGGGUUACUGUCGCCGGAGAGGAGAGCUUCUUUUGGUUUACGAUUACAUGCCUAAUGGGAGCUUAGAUAAGUAUCUUUACAACAAUCCGGAGACUACCUUAGAUUGGAAACAAAGAUCUACGAUUAUCAAAGGAGUUGCUUCAGGAUUGUUCUAUCUUCAUGAGGAAUGGGAACAAGUUGUGAUUCACCGUGACGUGAAAGCUAGCAAUGUUCUGUUAGAUGCUGAUUUCAAUGGUAGACUCGGUGAUUUUGGGUUGGCUCGGUUGUAUGAUCACGGCUCGGAUCCUCAGACCACUCACGUUGUUGGAACAUUGGGUUACUUAGCACCUGAACAUUCCCGGACUGGACGUGCCACUACCACGACUGAUGUCUAUGCGUUUGGUGCGUUUCUUUUAGAAGUUGUUUCCGGUAGACGACCCAUCGAGUUCCAUAGUGCAAGCGAUGAUACGUUCUUGCUUGUGGAAUGGGUUUUCAGUUUGUGGCUCAGAGGUAACAUAAUGGAAGCGAAAGAUCCGAAGCUCGGUUCUUCAGGUUAUGAUCUUGAAGAGGUUGAAAUGGUAUUGAAACUCGGUCUGUUGUGUUCGCAUUCAGACCCUCGGGCUAGACCAAGUAUGAGGCAGGUCUUACAAUAUCUAAGAGGAGACAUGGCACUGCCUGAAUUAACGCCCUUGGAUUUGUCGGCGGGGAGCGUGAUGAAUCUGGGAGGCCGGGACGGUUUUAGCGGUAUUGCAAUGACUGAUUUUUCCACUGUGUUUAAAGGGUUUACCGGCGGAUCUUCCAUUGCUGACUCUCUACUCUCCGGUGGGAGGUGAUGUUUGAUGUUCCAACUCUAGCAAUGUUUUAUGUUUAUAGUUUUUUUAAAAAAGGUUUACUAAUACGGAUCAUGUACAUACAUUUUUGCCUUUGUAUGGAAUAUAUAAUUGAGUUUUUUGUGAUAUCUUAUAAGAAUUUAUAGAGUAUGAAGAUUAUGAUUGCGAUAGUGGAUUCAGUAUCAA
Molecule: messenger RNA, 2423 nt
Organism: Arabidopsis thaliana (thale cress)
Lineage: Eukaryota; Viridiplantae; Streptophyta; Magnoliopsida; Brassicales; Brassicaceae
Product: Concanavalin A-like lectin protein kinase family protein
Exons: 1
Coding region: 207-2240 (677 amino acids)
Biological process (GO): cell surface receptor protein serine/threonine kinase signaling pathway
Cellular component (GO): plasma membrane
Molecular function (GO): protein kinase activity; carbohydrate binding; ATP binding
Source: RefSeq, marked reviewed